Funneliformis mosseae is the source of this 549-nucleotide messenger RNA. Lineage: Eukaryota; Fungi; Glomeromycota; Glomeromycetes; Glomerales; Glomeraceae. The record is from the annotation of a GenBank genome assembly.
AUGUAUACUUUAUUAAGCGGGUUACAUGAAUUUCUUACAAGAAGAGAAGAAUUUUAUGUUAUCAUAUUAGGACUCGAUAAUGCCGGUAAAACAACUUUAUUAGAACGAAUCAAAUCCAUAUUUCUAGGUAUUGUUGGGUUAUCACCUGACAGAAUUGCUCCUACUGUAGGGUUAAAUAUCGGAAAGAUAGAUAUAAAUCGUACAAGGUUAAAUUUUUGGGAUUUGGGAGGUGAAAGGGAAUUACAUGGUAUUUGGGAGAAAUAUUAUUCCGAGUGUCAUGCUGUUAUUUUUGUAGUAGAUUCAACUGAUAAAGAACGCAUUGAAGAAUGUAAAGAAGUGUUCGAAAAAUUAAUUACUAAUAGUGAGGUUGAAGGGGUUCCUGUAUUAAUGUUGGCUAAUAAACAAGAUUUACCAAAUUCAUUAAAAGUCGAGGAAAUUAAGGAACUCUUUAAUAAAAUCGCUUUGAAAUUGGGCGCUAGAGAUUCUAGAGUUUUGCCUGUAUCUGCUUUAGAAGGGACUGGUGUAAGAGAAGCUAUAGAUUGGUUAUUU